Rosa rugosa (rugosa rose) is the source of this 2527-nucleotide messenger RNA. RefSeq names its product dynamin-related protein 5A-like. NCBI's taxonomy places the organism in Eukaryota, Viridiplantae, Streptophyta, Magnoliopsida, Rosales, Rosaceae. The record is from RefSeq and is a predicted model, not a curated record. Bases 151 to 1992 code for a protein of 613 amino acids. Gene Ontology annotation, cellular component: microtubule; cytoplasm; plasma membrane. The transcript has 16 exons. Gene Ontology annotation, molecular function: GTPase activity; GTP binding; microtubule binding. Gene Ontology annotation, biological process: receptor-mediated endocytosis.
GUAGAUCUAGCGAGUCGUCUGACGCUAGUCAUUGCUUUUAGAACUCCAAAUUCCAAAACACCGAAACCCAAUAUUUACCUUUCUCUAAUUUUUUCAAAUACUCUCAAACAACUCUCUCCUUCGUCCUUCCGCCGCCGCUGAGUCUCUGACAUGGAGAAUCUGAUCUCGCUAGUCAACAAAAUCCAAAGAGCUUGCACGGCUCUCGGUGACCACGGCGAAGCCAACGCAUUAUCGUCUCUCUGGGACACGCUCCCCUCCAUCGCCGUCGUCGGUGGCCAGAGUUCAGGGAAGUCUUCUGUCUUGGAGAGCUUUGUGGGGAAGGACUUCUUACCCCGUGGUUCUGGAAUUGUUACUCGUCGUCCUCUUGUGUUGCAGCUUCAUAAGAUUGACGAACGUAGCAGUGAAUAUGCGGAGUUUCUCCACCUUCCGGGGAAAAGGUUCAUAUAUUUUGCUGCCGUAAGAAAGGAAAUUGCAGAUGAGACAGAUCGUGAAACUGGUCGCAGCAAAAUGAUCUCCAGCGUUCCAAUUCAUCUUAGCAUAUAUUCUCCUAAUGUUGCCAACUUGACACUUGUUGAUCUUCCUGGGCUUACAAGAGUUGCUAUUGCGGGUCAGCCAGAUAGUAUUGUGCAGGACAUUGAAAAUAUGGUUCGCUCCUAUAUUGAGAAGCCCAACUGUAUAAUUUUAGCAAUUUCACCUGCUAAUCAAGAUCUUGCUACAUCUGAUGCAAUUAAAAUCUCUCGUGAAGUGGAUCCAACAGGGGAGAGGACAAUCGGAGUCUUGACAAAAAUUGAUCUUAUGGACAAGGGUACUGAUGCAGUUGAAAUAUUGGAAGGAAAGUCUUAUCGCCUAAAAUUUCCUUGGGUUGGGGUGGUGAAUCGCUCUCAAGCAGAUAUUAACAAGAAUGUUGACAUGAUUGCUGCUCGGCGUAGAGAACGUGAAUAUUUUUCAUUUACCCCCGAAUACAAGCACCUUGCUCACAGAAUGGGUUCUGAGUAUCUAGCGAAAAUGCUUUCUAAGCAUUUGGAAACUGUAAUUAAGACAAAAAUCCCAGGCAUCCGGUCCCUUAUUAACGAGACCAUUAUUGAACUUGAAACUGAACUGAGUCAUCUUGGAAAGCCCAUUGCUACUGAUGAUAUAGGGAAACAUUAUGCAAUCAUGGAUAUUUGUCGUCUAUUUUAUGAAAUAUAUAAAGAACAUCUUGAUGGCGUGCGUCCUGGUCCUCCUGGAGGUGAUGAGAUUUGCGAUGUUUUUUAUGAGAAACUUCCUGCUCAGCUGGGAAACUUGCAAUUUGAUAAGUCACUUUCAGUAGAAUAUAUAAGAAAGGUCAUUACCCAAGCUGAUGGGUAUCAACCUCAUCUAAUAGCUCCCGAACAAGGAUACCGUCGUCUCAUAGAAUCCUCGGUAAUUAGGAUAAAAGGUCCUGCUGAGGCUGCAGUCAAUGCGGUUCAUGACCUUCUGAAGGAUCUUGUUCACAAGACUGUAAGUGAGACUCCGGAGCUAAGGCAGUAUCCUGGUCUUAAAGCAGAGGUAACAAAUGCAGCUUGCGCGUCACUUGAGAGAAUGAGAGCAAAAAGCAAGAAAGCAACACUACAGUUAGUUGAUAUGGAGUGUAUUUACCCGACAGUUGAUUUCUUUCGUCAACUUCGUCAAGAUGUUGACAAGGGUGGCAACCCAUCACAUCCACUGUCUGAUAGAUAUAAUGACUCUUAUCUCAGUCGAAUUGGGUCAAAUGUUCUCGGCUAUGUCAAUAUGGUUUGUGAAAGUUUACGCAAGUCUAUUCCCAAAUCUGUUGUUUAUUGCCAAGUCAGAGUGGCAAAACGAGGCUUACUGGACCGUUUCUUCACCAAUUUGCGUAACAUGGAGACGAAGCAGUUGUCAUCUUUGCUGAAUGAGGAUCCGGCAGUUGUGGAGAGGCGUACUGCCCUUGCGAAAAGGCUGGAGUUAUACAGGAGUGCUCAGGCAGAGAUUGAUGCAGUUGCUUGGUCUGAGUAGACUAGGAAUGACAACCCGCGCGAUGCCGCGGGGAAGCAUUUCUGCAUUAUGUUCGCUACAUUUCAUAUGUUUUUUAAGUGUUUGAUUCGCAAAGACAACUAAGAUGUGAUUAAAUGACAACGGAAAGUUGUUGUGAAUGGUAUAACUGCAUUUAGGUUGUAUAACAUUUAUCAAGUAUUCAAGUUAUUGACUUAUUUCUUUCCAAGUGAAUUAACAACUAACAGUAAUCAAUUAAUGAAGCUCUUAUUUUCAAACAGAUCCUUCACAUGUUCGGUUAACAUUUCGUAAAACCCCAAGGGUCAUUUGUGUAUUGACCUGAAAUGUCGUCACCUUCAUGCUUUGUAGAGUGGCAAUUGCGUCCUACCAGCUAUGAAGUAUGCAAGAGUUGAAGAACACUUUAGCUUAUACAUCAAGUUUCCCUUCUCAACUUCUUCAAUUGUCCAAGAACUCUUCACCGCUGCUAGCAGCUACAUUGUUGUGGGCACUGAAGGUGAUUGUGAUUCUACAGUAGAAUUUUGUGCCGUGUGAUGUGCAC